UUCAUUCAUUUCAGUUGCUCGAAAGUUCUUAGCCUUCAAAGUAUACGUUUCUAAGAAAUUGUUUGGAAAUAUGUCCGCAAGCACCCAAGAACUACUCAGUGCUCUGUCCAUAGUCGCCGAUAGCGAAAAUAUUCAGGUGACUUUUGUGGAGUCCGCCAAAGGAGCUGCCGUUUGUGCUGCAGGUGCCCUGAUCGGGGGACUUCUAAUGGGUCCCCGAGGACUUGCUGUGGGCGGGGCUUUAGGUGGACUUGCAGCCUACGGACUUACAGAAGGAAAGUUUAAGUCUCUGAGUGAGGUCAUUUUGUAUGAUUUGUCGGAAAGUCAGCGCCAAGAACUGAAAGAGCAUGUGACCAAGGCUAUAUCCAACAUUAGAAGUGUUGGUGCUCUAGAGGUCGCAGGACUAAUAUUAAAUAACCAACAAGUGCGAAAGGUUGCUCUUAGUGCAGCCAAGUCUUUUUUCACUGAUCGUAUGGGAAUGACCAUUAUUGAUUAAUCACCAAUAAUAUCAAUCAAUACCCAUGUUGCUAGAAGGUUCUGAGCGCCUAAAAAAAUAAAAGCUGGUAACGAUUACCGCACGUUUUAAUUAAAAAUGUACCAAAUU
Messenger RNA from Drosophila takahashii, 601 nucleotides. RefSeq names its product protein Nazo. Lineage: Eukaryota; Metazoa; Arthropoda; Insecta; Diptera; Drosophilidae. The record is from RefSeq and is a predicted model, not a curated record.